UCUUACCUCAUCAACAGAUACAUUUUUGCAUUCGACGCGUUCGAAGCUGCGGAAAUGAAACCAAAUUCGCCGCCCGAUGGACGCUUUAGACGGAAUUCCCAAGUGCGUUCUGGGCUACCAGGUGAAAACGCGCUCCCAAAUAGUGCUUAGUUUCAUGGUUCCGGUGAUUUUUGAAUUCAUAGUGUACGUCGUUGUUAUGACUGCCGAUAUUCUGGUAGUGGUGGAGCACUUUCGCAAUGACAACAAUACGUGGGCUUGGUUAACACUUUGUUUAAUUUGGAUCCCGACAAUAGCCAGUUUCUCGACAGUACUCUCGUCUCCAAGCCACUGGCCAGAGACGAUUGGUUGUGACGGACUAACGGGGAGAUUUGUGGGAAAACACCUACUGCUGUUGUUGCUUUUUCCAGUGGCAGCAAUAUACAGAUUCAGUCGAAGAUUUUUCUGGUGCGUAGAAGCAUUGUUCCAUGACAGAGCGUCCCAUUCACGACUACAAGCAGUGUAUAAGAUCCGAGAAACAUCACCAUGUGAACUGUAUCACUUUCUACAAGCCUUCCUGCAAUCCGGACCCCAAAUGUUUCUCCAGUUGUACAUACUGCUUCGUGACAAUGCUUUCAGGAAUUACGACACUGUAACCGCACAAAUAAUGAGCAUUGUGUUCUCUUUCCUAACUAUGGCCUCCAUUAUCGCUACCUAUCAAAGGUUCGAAAGCCAGAAAAUUGUGGGAAGAUGUUAUCCUUGGAGUUCAGAGGACCAAGUGAAGACUAGAAAGCGCCAUCUUAUACGGACGACGAGCACAGCUGAGAGUUUACUCGUGAGGAAUUCCGAAGUCGUCACUCCCGAGUCGAAUCCCAUCACACCAAGCAUAAUGAAAAAUUUCUAUUCGAAGUAUGGCGAGGGUACAUCUACUCAACAAAAUAUCACAUUCAUCGAUCAGAAAGCACAAAACGAUGAAUAUGCAAACGUCACAGACGAUGAUAAGCUGACAUCCUCCGAUACAGUUGAUUCCCCAUCACCAACAGUGAGUUUCAAGCAGGAUCUUAUCGAAAACAUUGACGAAAUUCAAGAAUAUGUGAGGAGGACCGAUGACUUCAAACUGACUACCGUAGAGCAGCAACAGGAGCAACAGCAGGAUCCAAUUGUGGUGGAAACAUUCGAUCAGAGUCCCCGAACACCGGCACCACCAACACCGACGGCGUAUUUAUUGAAACGGGCAUCCAUGCUGAAGAAUAUGUUCGUGUUCGACGCCCAGAGCUUUAUCAAAGAUCACGUCCCACGGCUACCGGAGGGAAUGUUCGAACAGGACGAGAAGAAAACUCCGGACGUGAUCGAUGGGGAUCUGGUGUCGCUGCCAUCCCGCAAGCAAACGAUCAAUGGUUUGGAAGAGGAUGACCUCGUUGGUAAGGCGAUUUCUUUCGCCGGCUGGGUCAUGUUUCUGCUGAUGCGAAUGAUCAGUCUGUCCGUGUUCUACGUGUUCUUUCCCACCAUUUUCUGGAUGGUCUGCUUGAACCACUACCUUCUGAUGAUCGCUUGCAUUAUUUAUGAGGUGCGAUUCCACGAGAAGCUCGAGCGGUAUUUCUUCUAUCUGUUCCUGGCGUAUAUUUAUGUGUACUCUUUGCUGGAGUUCAAAAUUAGGUUCAUCCAUGUGCGAACCUGGUACAUCGGAUACUUUGUGAUCGUGUUCGCGGAAAAUAUCGUUAUGAGCGCACUGUGGUAUAACUUGGGAGUGUUCGAGUCCUGGUGGUUCGAUUUUCUGCAUUUUAUCACAAUUACCAGUGGAAUACUGAGUCUUCUGUGUCUUUUGUUUUAUUAUGGGUUCUUGAGACCCAAGGAUAAACUGCUGUUCGUCAACUGAGAACAGUGUUUUGGAACAGAUCUCGUUUUUGUUUACGUGUAACCAAAUGUGAUUGUAAUAAAUUAUGUGAUAGAGGUGAGGGAUUUUCCUUAAAUCCUAUUGAGCCUUCUAGCAGUUGCACUUGCUAGGAACGUUGGCCAUGACCGAGUAAAAGAUGGAUGUCGGCACGUUCUUCACCUCUUUCGUGGGCUUGGCGAUCUCCGUGCUGGAAAUUAUUAAAGCAGAUCCUCCGUUUGGAAUUCACCCAAAAAUUUUGUAUUGAUUGCUGCUAAGAAACGUUGGGAUCGGCGGUCUUCGGUACAUCGAUUACCUUAAGCCGGCACAUCUCCUCCAAUGUUCUCUUGGCAUAAUCUUCCGAUGUCAGUCCGACCAAACGAUCACAUCCUCCUCCGUGUACUUAUUCUUGAUGAAGGCGGCAACUUCCGGCAGACACUUCGAAAAGUAUAUAUCCCCGUUCAUCGCAAGCUCCGGAGGUAAUAACAACGGCUUAGACAUUCUCUUCUCGCUGAACGUCAUCAACAGCAGGACCUUCUUCGGGAACUACUAUUUUCCGUAUUGAUCUUACUGGAGUUUUAAAAAUUUGCCAGCUACAUUAGAAAUUACUGCAACAUUUUCAAAAUUACAGAAGGUUUCCUGAAACACUAUAAAAAAACGUGGUUUUGGCACUUUUUAAAAAUCGAUGCAACAAAAUUUUUUUUAGACAAAGCAACAAAUUCAGAAUCUAUUGGAGUUUACAAAAAUACCUUCCGGUUAGCGGUGAGAUCAUUAUUUGUUGAAUUAUUCAUCAUCAAAGACGAAGGGGUAAUUUUUCAUUCAAACAGAAGUAUCUCUGUAUGAAAAGGUCAUACAUGAACAUUCUAACGAUUCUAGGAACCAAAUGAAAGCUAGUUGAUAAGGUUGUUUGGAUUUGCUUUAAAUUUGGUUGGAAUAAAUUGUGUUAAUCUCAAAGAGUUGGAAAAAAACAUAAAGAAAUGUUUUUUUUAUUUCUUCCCGAUAUAUUUGUUCACCCCUACACACA
Messenger RNA from Toxorhynchites rutilus septentrionalis, 2870 nucleotides. RefSeq lists its product as uncharacterized. The transcript is spliced from 2 exons. The record is from RefSeq and is a predicted model, not a curated record. Gene Ontology annotation, biological process: apoptotic process involved in development; phosphatidylserine exposure on apoptotic cell surface; engulfment of apoptotic cell. Gene Ontology annotation, cellular component: plasma membrane. NCBI's taxonomy places the organism in Eukaryota, Metazoa, Arthropoda, Insecta, Diptera, Culicidae. The coding region runs from base 77 to 1852 and encodes 591 amino acids.